AUGGCUGCUAUUGCUCUUGAAAGGGCCAUGGGGCAGCAUGUCCAACGGACCUUGCACCCGUUCUUUGGGAAAGGCCCAAACGAUACCGACCCUUCAUCGUCGUCUGAAUCCCCGCCUUUACGACCCGUGGAACCUGAAGCUAGAACGGCAGUCAGGAAAGACGCUGUCAACAUACCAAUAGAUCCUACGUCUGGUUCAGACAGUCCUGAUCGGAGCUGUAUGAGACGUUCGUCUCGUAGCAGCAGGAAGAGGGACGGGCGACUGCAGCUCCAGCUCACAAGUGCUGUACAGCACCGCGAACCUAUCCUGAAAGACGAGGAUGUCAAUGCCAACCGGAAAAAGCGCCGAAAAACAGAGACUCCAGAACCUGCUGGGCGGGUGACAGAGGGACUAGUACGGCAACAUUUGGUUCAGCACAAUCCGGUCCCUUCGUUGGGUGAACAGCUCGAGUCCGCUGCCCAAGGCGACGUGAAUGCGACAGAAAAAUAUUCUGUGGCUCGGGGAGUCGACUUGCCCGCAACGGGUACAGCUUCAGAGAAAUCACAGAAUCAACCUUCUUCCUCUUUAUUAGAAUCUUGCCAACCAUGUGUAAAAUCUGUCAAUACAAGCCCGAAACCUGAUGAUCUUCCUGUCAAAACGUUAAGGUUAAACCCGAAUGGCAAAUUAUUGAAUUCUCCCUUUCGAUCUGAAAGUGAAUCCCGGAGUCUUGAAGAACGGAGCAAAAAGAGGAAGCCUACUUCUCAGAAACGAAGCAAAAAACAAUCUGCGAUCGUAACUUUAAGAUAUGGAGUCAAUGAAGAGUCCCGUUCCUUGAUAGGCCGACAAAUAAACGAAAUAAUUGGUGGUCGGAAAAGGCAUUCCUUAUUAAGGGAAGCGGUCUCCAUCCCUACACCUCAACAACCUUCGAAGCCUACGCAUCCUUUUUUCCUUGGCAAGGCUGCUCAGAGGACGGAAGAGAAAGCUGAACAGAGUAAGGAUUCAUCAACGGAUCACCUAGCAUGCGCUCAAAAAGACAGAACAUCCACUGCAAGCAAACUAUCGGAACAUAGCCCCCAAAAUUCUCAACCCCCUUCGACCUUCUCUUCUGGGGGACCUGAUAAUUCGAAGACUCCAGCAGUGAGACCACGUUCGCAUUUCCCAAAAAUUCAAGAUUCCAUCGAUCCGAUUUGGCCACCUCGAGGGGCUAUCCAUGUACGUGGGCUUUCACCUAAUGACGAUAACAACAGUUCGUUUAUAGAUUUCGAAGAGAGAAAAGCAAAAGGCUUGGUCGCCUCAAUAUCAGAAUAUGAAAAUAUCCUUUGUGUUCAAUCACGAUUAUUGCGGCAUAUUAAUAAACGCGAUGCAAAAUCUGCAGUGUUAAGAUGUCCUAACAAAAGAACAUGCAGUCGUGACACCCUUUUGGAAAUAGCUAUGAAUCGACUUGGUUUAACUGCGACACCCACGGAUACGAUCGGCGAACACUUUCCACAUCAGCGAACCUCAAUGCCGUACACAUCUCACCCUGCAGUAGCUCAACUGCUAUCUUCUGUACGAUCCUCAAUGACCCCCUUCGAACGAGGGGAAUUCGAUGACUCCCCAUGGACGCAGAAGUAUGCUCCUAGUGGAGCUGAUUUCGUGCUGCAGUUGGGUACUGAGGCCUUGGUUCUAAAAAAGUGGCUACAAAGUCUCACCGUAUCUACAGUAAAUAGCGGCACUUCCCCCAGUGAUGGGAAGCAGCCUAAACAGAUUCCAGACGACGGUGCAAAACGGAAAAGGCGGAAAAGACCUAAAGAUCUUGAUGGUUUUAUUGUUUCCAGUGAUGAUGAAGAGCCCCGAAUGGAUGAAAUCGAUAGCCCUAACGAUGAUGACGAACUGGCUGGCGGAGUGACUAUAUCUAACAAACGGACGGUCGUUAGAUCGGAUAAUCCAAUUGCACGCAGCAGCAGAUCGGCCCCUGAAAAGCGUCCAGUACCUAAUUUGAUACUUAUCAGCGGGCCUUCGGGUUGUGGCAAAACUGCUGCUGUUUAUGGUGUUGCUAAAGAGCUUGGGUUUGAAAUUUUCGAAAUAAAUGCUGGAAGUCGUAGGAGUGCAAGGGAUGUUGUUGAACGUGUUGGAGAUAUGGCCCAAAACCAUCUCGUUCAGCUCCUUGGACAGGUCGAUGAUAACUCACCUGCCGCGUCUUCGCUUAAGUCGUUGUUUUCCACGCCCAACACUGAUACUGGAAAGCAAAGCACCAUGCAAAACUUUUUUAAGCAGGAUACGAAAAAUUCAGGGCCGAGGGCAACGGACAAGGAUGGUGCGCCUGCUCCGGACGGAAAAGCUCCGGUGCCGAAAACGCAACCGAGCCAGAAGCAGUCUCUUAUACUCUUUGAGGAGGUGGACAUCCUUUUCGAAGAAGACAAGCAAUUCUGGAGCGGUGUUCUAACACUCAUUAGCCAAUCCAGGAGACCAAUUAUUAUGACUUGCAAUGAUGAAAGCUUGCUCCCCCUGGAGCUGUUGAAACUCUAUGCGAUUCUUCGGUUUCGGCAGCCUCCUUUUGAUCUUGCUGUUGACUACCUUCUCCUCCUUGCUGCCAACGAAGGGCAUAUUCUGGACCGUGAAUGGAUUUCCGAACUUUACACUGUCAUGCGCGGGGAUCUUCGGGCAACCAUCAUGCAGCUGAAUUUUUGGUGCCAGAUGGCUGUUGGGAGUAAGAAGUCAGGACUAGACUGGCUGACUUCGCCAUCUGUUUGGCGCGGUGGCUACAUACAACAGGCCAAUCUUCCUAGAGUCGUGAGCACGGACACUUAUGUCCAUGGGAUGGGUUUGGUCUGCCAGGAUCUUGCGUGCGAUGAAGAUCCUUACGAACGAAGGAGUCAACUUAUGUAUGAGUGCUUAUGCCAAUGGCAAAUGGGGCUUAUGGACUGGCAUGAAUCGAAAAUAUGUCGGGGCAAGUUACGAGGUCACGAUGGUCAGAGCCGCCUCGAAGCGCUGGCCCAGGAAAGUCGAGAGGCUGAUAUGAGGGCUAACCUCGAUAUUAUUUGCCGGGGCUCUCCUGAUGCGUUUAGCGAUGAUGUCCUUGACUUUUCCUGGCCCGAUAUGACUAGUAAACAGCGAUCCACGUACACAGAAGGGCAUCAAUUGCUACAAACAGACCUACUGACCGACUAUGCAUGUCUAUCAACAAAGAUCGGCGUCUCAAUGACCGUUCUAUUGGACGACUUUUUCUACGACUCCUUGCCAUCUUCCGACGAAAACACCAUUAUUCAACAGGCUCUAGAGAAAUUCACUUCUCAUAAACCUACAUACCUAAAACAGUCCGAUCUACGCGACACGUUUGAACCAGUAAUGGGUAAUCCCGAUCCCUUUAAUCCGCCACCUGGGCGUCAAUCUUUUUCAUUUGACAGCGGCACAGCACCCAUUUCCGAAGAUCUGGCACCGUAUAUCCGAGCAAUUGUCGCUUUUGAUUUACGGCUCGAACAACGCCGGUUAGCGCUUAGCGGUCCCAUUUCUCUUGACUCAAAAAGCAACAAACGGGUCCGGACGACAAGGGCUAGUCGAGCGGCACUUGAAGGAGGUGAUAAAGCAAGUGUACGCAAGGAUAAAUGGUUUACGGGGAAACUCGAUGCUAAAAGUGUCCUUGCUACGGGAUGUCCGGAAUGGCAAGACGCACUCGGAUGGGCGAUUCAUAGGGCCUCUGGGGGCCAAGUUCUGGGGGACAAGGAGGGAAACCGGUCUAUGGAUGAGCAGGGCGCUGGGAGCUCUAGUGAGGGAGGAAUAUAA
This is a messenger RNA of Blastomyces dermatitidis ER-3, 3741 nucleotides long. RefSeq lists its product as uncharacterized. The record is from RefSeq and is a predicted model, not a curated record. The transcript has 3 exons. Gene Ontology annotation, cellular component: nucleus. Gene Ontology annotation, molecular function: ATP binding; DNA binding; ATP hydrolysis activity. Lineage: Eukaryota; Fungi; Ascomycota; Eurotiomycetes; Onygenales; Ajellomycetaceae. Bases 1 to 3741 code for a protein of 1246 amino acids.